AUGCAGCGACGGUGCGACCGUUUGUUUCGGGGAGACAGCACGCCGCACUCGCUGAAUGCGACAAUUCGCAGUGACAGGAUUGAAUGGAGACUCAAGCAGCUCGCGCGCACAGUGGGGCGAAGCGCUGUAAGUCUUGUCACGCCCCAGGCCCGUUCGGACUGUGAGAAGGGGAGUGUUGGACUCCCAAAAGUGGACCCUCGUCCUGCAGCGGUGGCUGGUGGUGAUGAUGCGAUGCCCGGCAACCUUGUCAGAACGAGUGAGGGCAAAGUCAAGCAACGAGCCAACGGGGGCAGCGUCCGCCUGUCCAGGAUCGUGGAAUAG
Messenger RNA from Penicillium macrosclerotiorum, 321 nucleotides. RefSeq lists its product as uncharacterized. The record is from RefSeq and is a predicted model, not a curated record. The transcript has a single exon. Bases 1 to 321 code for a protein of 106 amino acids. NCBI's taxonomy places the organism in Eukaryota, Fungi, Ascomycota, Eurotiomycetes, Eurotiales, Aspergillaceae.